This is a messenger RNA of Galeopterus variegatus (Sunda flying lemur), 72 nucleotides long. RefSeq lists its product as uncharacterized. The record is from RefSeq and is a predicted model, not a curated record. NCBI's taxonomy places the organism in Eukaryota, Metazoa, Chordata, Mammalia, Dermoptera, Cynocephalidae. The annotation marks the transcript as partial. The transcript has a single exon.
AUGGGCACCCAGAAUCAAAUUCACAAGAGUCACAAUUCAAAGAACCAAUUCUUACAAAUGUUUUUCUAUGCU